This is a messenger RNA of Racocetra persica, 615 nucleotides long. The record is from the annotation of a GenBank genome assembly. NCBI's taxonomy places the organism in Eukaryota, Fungi, Glomeromycota, Glomeromycetes, Diversisporales, Gigasporaceae.
AACACACCGAUCCACAUAAUCCGCAUGCACGUCAUUAUCUACAACCAUAUCAUGGAAUGCAUCUCUCUACAGACUCGACGCGGGUUCAUCAACAUGCACAAAAUAUCCAUCUCAUAUUAUCAGAAUAUUUUAAUAAUUUAAAUCAAAAUCAGCUUAAAACGUUACAGCCUAAUAGUUAUGAUGCUAUUACCCGAGAAACAAUAUUAUUUCCUCAAACAGAUCUAAACGCUGAUUAUAACGCAGCUAUAAGUAAUCAAGAUACCACGAGCAUUGAUUUUAUCGAUAAUACGCCACUUUUAUCGCAUAAUAGUUUUUUAUUCCCUAAAGAUACACCGUUCCUUUCUAUUGGCUAUUUAAAUAGUUUUUAUGAUACUAUGGAAUUAUCAAGUAGACAAGUUUUAUUUGAUCCUCUUAAUUCGGACGACUAUUAUGUUCACAAUAGAAUGCAAUUAUUCUAUAUAGACUCUACGCAAGGUGACUAUCUUGUACAAAAUAUUCAUAUAACGUCGUCAGAAUAUUUUAAUAAUUCAAAUCAACAUCAGCUUGGAGCGCCACAGCCUAAUGGUUAUAAUGCUAUUACCCAAGAGACAAUUUUCUCUUCUAAAGCUGCUAUAA